AUGGAGGUGGACGAACAAGUCCACACCUUAACUGAGAGCUUUGAGCCCUUUGCACCCGAAGCUCGCCCAGGUGAUUGUUUACUGGACUGCUAUGCAGACCAUCUCCGCUUUGAUGAGUGCGAUCCUACUCAGGAUAGGCACCCAUACCUCGACGAGCUCAUCGCAGAUGUGAGAGCCGACCCACUAACAGUACUGGCUGCAGCUGAUGGCUCUGUCCCUCAGUCUAACCAGUAUCAGGCGACUUCAGCCGCUAUCAUCUACAAGGGACAUUGUGAGCUCGAAAGGACUCGCUAUGUCUCUGGCAGAGUUACCGCCCCUGAUGCGGAACUCAAUGCCAUCUCGUGCGCAGUGCGCCUUGCUGUUAAGCAGGCAAACUGCCAACAUAUUAUGGUCUUUACUGACUCUAUGGGCUCGGCCCAUAGAGCGGUUGACCCCGGCGUGCAUUCUGGGCAGGCUUUUAGUCUGUCAGUAUGUCGCGCUCUUCAAGAGUGGUUUGAGGCGGAUGAUCUCCAUCGCAUUACCUUCGUCUACGUCCCUUCCGCUAUGCGGUGGGAUAUCCAUGGUGAAGCACACAAGUACGUCACUGAACUCAAAGUCAGGGUUGGACAUCGCAAGACGGACAACUCCAUAGACGCGCUACGCUCUCGAGCUGCGCACUCAGUCCUGGAUUCGUGGAAUUCCACUUUCCAGGAUCCAACUUACCGAGGCUCUGAAUUCUUAGAGCUUCAACAGCCUGACGGGCGGCCGUUACAGCCAUCGUACCUCAACGGGGGACCUUGGCUUUCAACCUUCGGACACAGUAUAACUGAGUUCGCCCGCGUUUGCUGGUGUAUAACUGGCCACGCGCCCAUUGGAGCGUAUUACCGUCGCUUCAAGAUCAAUGAGCCUCAUGGCUGCACUUGCGGGGCUGCUUUGCAGUCUCGCCAGCAUGUCCUCUUUCGCUGCCGCGAUAGAUAUUCUGUACACUAUCCCCGUUUUCUCGGGGAUAUUGCAUCGUUUAUGAAGUACAACCCUACGGCGUUUGGCUUCAACCGGGACCCAUCGGGUGUCGGAUAA
Cyclocybe aegerita is the source of this 1056-nucleotide messenger RNA. NCBI's taxonomy places the organism in Eukaryota, Fungi, Basidiomycota, Agaricomycetes, Agaricales, Hemipholiotaceae. The record is from the annotation of a GenBank genome assembly.